Molecule: messenger RNA, 1417 nt
Organism: Bufo gargarizans (Asiatic toad)
Lineage: Eukaryota; Metazoa; Chordata; Amphibia; Anura; Bufonidae
Gene: TM6SF2
Product: transmembrane 6 superfamily member 2
Exons: 10
Coding region: 91-1227 (378 amino acids)
Biological process (GO): lipid homeostasis; regulation of lipid metabolic process
Cellular component (GO): endoplasmic reticulum-Golgi intermediate compartment membrane; endoplasmic reticulum membrane
Source: RefSeq, a predicted model, not a curated record
UGCUCCCUCCUCCCACAGCUCUAAACUGCAGUCAGACCUGUCCCAGGCUUCACCUGCUGUAAGCCGGGAAACACCUGAAGAAACACACAAAUGGCAGCCAUGGGUCUCCCAGAGCCCUCCGGGUCCUUGUUACUCUCCCUCACCGCCAUCCCCAUUGCCUACAUGGUGAACUCCAUGUCAGCCGUGUCUGACCCCCUUGUUGUAGCUGGCGUCGGAGUGCUGGUGCUCUUGGCUUUGUUUGUCGUCUUAUAUUUCUUUGCACAAGGAAACCCACCUAAAGAUCCUCUAUUUUAUGUUUUUGCAAUCUUCUCCUUCACGAGUGUCAUUGACUUAAUAAUAUGGAUGGAAGAAGAUGGCUACAUCAGCGGAUUUAUGGAGUUCUACAUGAAGGAGGGGGAGCCAUACCUCCGUACUGCACAUGGAAUGCUCAUUUGCCUAUGGGAUGGGACUGCACAUUACUUGCUGUACUUGAUUAUGCUGGGAGCAAUUGCCCGUGGGACAAACUACAAGACAGUGGGGCUUUACUGGCUGGGCUCACUGGUUAUGAGCAUGGUGGUCUUUUUGCCUGGGAAUGUGGUCGGGAAGUAUGGGACAGAAGUACGCCCUGCCUUCAUCCUUAAUGUCCCCUACCUGUUUCUUCCUGUCUGGGCAGGAAUGAGAAUAUUCAGAUCAAAGCACAACUUUACAAAAAUACCAGCUGAAAAGGUGUCAGUGGCACACAAUGAAGGAAUUUUUCAACGCCCAAAAGAUAUUGUACUGAUUGUGUAUCUCUUAGGAGCUAUUAUAUUUACUCUUUUUAGAGGCCUGCUGGCACUGGACUGCCCUUCCGAUUCUUGCUUUACCUAUAUCUACCAAUAUGAGCCAUAUAUAAGAGACCCUGUGGCUUAUCCUAAAGUUCAGAUGUUGGUAAAUAUGUUCUACCUACUCCCAUUUCUGUGUGUGUCCAUCUAUGGUCUGCUGGUUCCUGGCUGUACAUGGAUGUUGGACUGGACAGUUGUCUAUGCUGGUGCAAUGGCACAGGCUCAGUUUGCUCACAUAGGAUCUUCAGUCUACCACCGAACACCAUAUACUUAUCGUGUCCCUCGAGAAGCAUGGUGGGAGUUCAUGAUAGUGAAUGUUCUGUACACCCUUGGGAUGCAGCUACUGGCUUUCCGAUGUAUUCAAAGCCCAGCCUACUUUCUCAGAGACAUAAAGCAAACUGUAGAGGAAGGCAAGAAACAGGAUUAAUAGGAUUUGUUAUUGGACUACGACGCUUCUUAAGUAAGCCUUGAACAGGGCUUUUGACGGCUUACAGGACUCUAGGCUUUUAUCUUAAUGUUGUUGAAGAAGCAAAUAAGGACACGUUAACCUUAGGAGGGACUCUGCAAUAAUGUUUUCUGUGUUUUGCACUGGAUUUCUGCUAAUAAACGGUGAAAAC